Molecule: messenger RNA, 1151 nt
Organism: Colias croceus (clouded yellow)
Lineage: Eukaryota; Metazoa; Arthropoda; Insecta; Lepidoptera; Pieridae
Gene: flip
Product: ankyrin-2
Exons: 8
Coding region: 1-1146 (381 amino acids)
Molecular function (GO): protein binding
Source: RefSeq, a predicted model, not a curated record
AUGGCUCUACAAUUACUAACCCAAGCUAUCCAAACUUGGUCACCAUCACCACCAGAAGUGAAAGAUCGAACCAAGUGUAGUGUCACUCUGAGCUGGUCUCCAGGCCCCUUCGGCUUCAUACAGGAACAGCUGGUGUACACCGUGCAGAGGAGAGAAAAGGUACCAGCAUGGGUCAACGUUUACAGCGGGGGCAAAACCGUGAAAACAAUAGACAAUCUAGCGCCGAGCCAUCCUCACAAGUUCCGACUAAAAGUAUCCCUCAAGCCGACACACAAACAUGUUGACGAAAACGUUUUACAAAACAUCGAGUCGCUUCCCGUCAAAGGCGAUUGGCCGAUCGCCUGUAACGAAGUAAACGGGAUUAGAACAAAGGAUUCGGAAAAUGGGAAAUGCUCUAAAGUACCAAAGCAAGCAGGUCCUAUCUCAUCUCUAUGGUCAGAGGAAACGUGGACCAGCACAGACUCCGCCGGCACCAGCGCGACUUGCUUCUGUAUGGCGGUUAGAUGUGGAUAUGUUAAACAGGUGCAACAAAUGCUGGAAGAGCGGCCGAUCCUGAUCUCCGCGAUCAACUCAAGUAAUGGAUUCACCCCGCUCGCUACUGCUGUGAGAAAAGGUGACAUAAACACAGUGAAGCUACUGCUAUCGUUCGGAGCAGACAUCAACCAGCGGUCCACCUCAUCGCAGACACCACUCCACCUGGCCGUGCUCGGGGCAAAUGUGCCCGUUGUUGAACUGCUUCUCGAGAGAGGGGCAGAUAAGGAGCUACGAGAUAUCAACGAGCUACGCAUGGAGCACUACGCCGUAGACUCGGCCAACUUGGACGUCUUGAAGUUUGUUUUGAGCCACGGAGAUGUCACGGUUCGAGAUAAUAAUGGCUGGACGCCGCUGUUUAGAGCUGUCUGCCAAGGUUCAAAGACAGAGCUAAUAGAAGAAUUGGUAAAGCAAGGAAGCAGUGUGGAGGUGACUGACCGCGCUGGCCUCACUCUUAUUGCUGCAGCGCGGGUUUUGAAAGACAGACACGGCCGUCGAAGAGAAUCAGUGCUGAAGUUAGUUGAUAUUCAGUUUCAACAUGAAAAGGCGCUCGCCAACUUCACACGACUUACUAAGAAAAUCUCUAGUGUACAGACCUUACUUCAUUUUAAGUGAAUAUU